Dioscorea cayenensis subsp. rotundata (Guinea yam) is the source of this 1052-nucleotide messenger RNA. RefSeq names its product acid phosphatase 1-like. Lineage: Eukaryota; Viridiplantae; Streptophyta; Magnoliopsida; Dioscoreales; Dioscoreaceae. Gene Ontology annotation, molecular function: acid phosphatase activity. The transcript has 4 exons. The record is from RefSeq and is a predicted model, not a curated record. Bases 85 to 876 code for a protein of 263 amino acids.
CAAAAUGCACGAGCUGUUCCACCGACCAUCCGAGAAGUACUUGCUCUCAUCUCGGGGAAUUCCAUCAAACACCUCUCGUUCUCAAUGAAGUCCUUCAUCCUUCUUGCGAUCCUCUUGCUGUGCAUCUCCAUCGCCCCAACACGCAGCACCACCACCGCCGAUCCUCAUCUGCCUCGCCCCCUCAUCCUCCAAUUCCCCUCCGUGGAUGCCGAGAAAGAAGACCUGAUCAUGUGGUGCCAGAGCUGGAGGUUUGCCGGAGAGGCUAACAAGCUCGCCCCCUGGAAAUCAGUACCGGAGGAUUGUGCUGCCUAUGUCAAGGACUAUGUCACUGGUAAGGGUUACAGAUUCGAUCUUGAGAUUGUUGCCACCGUGACCUUGGCCUAUGCUAGGUCUUUUGAGCUCGCUGAUGAUGGCAUGGAUGCCUGGGUUUUUGACAUUGAUGAGACUUUGCUCUCAAACUUGCCCUAUUAUUCUGAUCAUGGCUUUGGCUUGGAGAUUUUUAAUGAGCAAGAGUUUGAUAAAUGGGUGGACAAGGCAAGCGCUCCUGCAAUAGAAUCCAGCUUGAAGCUGUAUGAAGAAAUUCUUGGCUUAGGUUUUAAGAUUUUCUUAUUGACAGGUCGGAGUGAGAACAAGAGAAGUGUCACUGUUGAAAAUCUCAAGAGAGCAGGCUUUGAAGAUUGGGAGAAGCUCAUAUUGAGGGAGAAGCAUGACCAUGGAAAAACUGCGACGAAAUACAAAUCAGAGAGAAGAACAGAGAUAGCAUCAAAUGGAUACAGGAUCGUCGGAAACUCUGGUGAUCAAUGGAGUGACUUGUUGGGCUAUUCCCUAAGCAACCGAUCUUUUAAGCUGCCAAAUCCUAUGUAUUUUAUUCCUUAACUGAGAUUGAAAGUUACAUUCUCUCACCAUUGGAUUAAAAGUGAAGAUUUGUAUCAUAAUAAACAACAUCUUCUUCACAUGUGUGUCUUAGAAUUCAUGUACUUGUAUCAAAAAUAUCAAUUCUAAUGCACAUAGUUAUCCAAAAUAUUAUCCUCUAGACAAUUUGAGGGGAAAUU